Trifolium pratense (red clover) is the source of this 2261-nucleotide messenger RNA. RefSeq names its product peptide-N4-(N-acetyl-beta-glucosaminyl)asparagine amidase A-like. The record is from RefSeq and is a predicted model, not a curated record. Lineage: Eukaryota; Viridiplantae; Streptophyta; Magnoliopsida; Fabales; Fabaceae. Gene Ontology annotation, cellular component: vacuole.
AAGAGUUGCGUUCUGGUAUAAGUCGCAGUAAUUCGGAAAACAUUUUCCGAACUGUUAAAAGUUCGGUACGUAGUUUCCGAAGUCAACAUAGCAGGGGCAAAUUAGGAAGUUUGGGGGGUGUGCGAGAUAAUGAGUGGGUGGGAUGAGAAAAUUUGCCAAAGUCAACUUCCCUUCAAAUCUUGAUGUUGAACACCAAAUGUUGUAUUGUAUUAGAAUAAUUUUGAUGCAAUGAACCAAAAAAGAGAAUAAUCUUGAUGCAAGUUUGUCUUGGUGUAAUGAAUAUGAUGAAUUUCUUCCUAUUUUUGUUCCUUUCCAUAUUUCUUCUUUGCCACCCCAUUUCUGCAUCAAAUCUUCACAAAACCAAGCAACUAACACUAAAUCUUGUUUCUGAACCAACAUCCUCACAUGACACACCAACCAGAUACUUUGAAGUAACCAAACCCAUUGAACUCCCAAAAACAAAACCAUGCUCAUACCACAUUCUCCACCACCACUUUGGUAACACUUAUCACAAACCUCCAGUUCUUGCUCAUUACACCCCUCCCUCUAUUUGUCAAUCUCAAAACUUCUCCAAAAUUGUCCUUGAAUGGAAGGCAACAUCUAAAGGAAAACAAUUCGAUCGCAUUUUCGGUGUGUGGCUUGGCGGUGUUGAGUUACUUAGAAGCUGCACAGCAGAACCAAGAUCUACUGGGAUUGUUUGGACUGUUGAAAAAGACAUCACAAGGUACCAUUCCUUGUUAUUGAAUCAACAAAAUCAAACACUUGUUGUUUAUUUAGGCAAUAUUGUUGACAAAACUUAUACUGGUAUUUACCAUGUUGAUAUCACUUUCCACUUUUACCCUCAUAAUCAUCAUGAGAGAAAAAAGUUCAAAUCUUUAGCAUUUGGGAGUGGUUUUCAUGCAGAUUUGAUCUUGCCCAUAUCAAGAAAUCUCCCACUGAAUGAUGGAUUAUGGUUCCAAAUUCAGAAUUCCACUGAUGUGAGUUUGAAGGAAUUCAUAAUUCCACAAAAUGCAUAUAGAGCUGUAUUAGAGGUUUAUAUUUCAUUUCAUGAAAAUGAUGAGACUUGGUAUAGUAAUCCUCCAAAUGAAUAUCUUGUUGCAAAUAACCUUACUGAUACCCCUGGUAAUGGACCCUUUAGGGAAGUUGUGAUUACUCUUGAUGAAAUGGUUGUUGGUUCAGUUUGGCCUUUUACUGUGAUCUACACUGGAGGGGUUAAUCCUCUCUUGUGGAGACCUAUUAGUGGGAUUGGUUCAUUUGAUCUUCCAUCUUAUGAUAUUGAAAUUACACCUUUUUUAGGGACAAUAUUGGAUGGAAAGAUUCAUUUGUUUCGGUUCAGUGUGACGAAUUCUUUGAAUGUUUGGUUUAUAGAUGCAAACUUACAUCUUUGGUUGGGGAAAGAGCAGUAGAACAAAGGAAAACUCCUGAAUUACAUUGACAAACCUUUGGUUGAAUCUCUAGUAUUUGAAUUUAAUGGUUUAAAUGGAACAUUCUUAACUAGUGUAAAGAAAUCAUUUUUGUCAACCGGAUGGGUUAACUCCUCCUUUGGUAACAUCACAACCAGUUUUGUUCAAGAUUUUAAUUACUACAACUCGGUGGUUAUGACAAAGAAUGGGGGUAAACAAACGGUGAAUCAAAUAAUAGAUUUCAACGACAGUGUUCUGGCUAAAGUUCCAUCGCCCUUUCGAGAUUUGGUUGAUGACACAAAAAGAAAAUUUUUCCUUUACUUGGAUUCAGAAGAAGUUCUUGAGCAGGAUAAUGAUGAUACUUAUUUAUCAGUUUCAAAUUUUACAUUAGGUAUUGAUGAGAAAAAGUCUAAGAGCCAAGAUUAUGGAUUUUCAAAUAGCAUUCUAAAUAAUUUGCAGGGUGGCCAAGGUAGAAUGGUUGUUAAAAAGGAUAUGGUUGUGAGUGCAGUGGGUGAAACACAACAAGAUUACAAAUAUACGAGUGAUGAAUAUUGUUACUUCAGGAAAAUUGGCAGCUCAAAUUAUACAAUUCUAUACGAUGAAGUCAAAGAUUCAUGCAACAAAAAAUGUCACUCAUUUUGAUCUUAAUUUUAUCAUAAAGUUUCCUGUUAUGCUCUAGAGUCCCUUUCUACCUCUCCAAAAAAUGUGCAGGCAAGGCCUUUGUUAGAAUAUCAAUGUUGUAACAUUUGUCCUCCUAUUUUGUCAUGUUAUCCUCCAUUGAUUCCCAAAAUGGAAUUUGAGGCGAGGGCAACAAAAUUAUAUUUACCACCAACAAAUGAUGCGAAGUUCACCUGUCUA